Messenger RNA from Alnus glutinosa, 888 nucleotides. Its product is annotated as geraniol 8-hydroxylase-like. Gene Ontology annotation, molecular function: oxidoreductase activity, acting on paired donors, with incorporation or reduction of molecular oxygen; iron ion binding; monooxygenase activity. Bases 1 to 888 code for a protein of 295 amino acids. Lineage: Eukaryota; Viridiplantae; Streptophyta; Magnoliopsida; Fagales; Betulaceae. The record is from RefSeq and is a predicted model, not a curated record. The transcript has a single exon.
AUGGAUUUCUUGAGCUGUAUACUAUGGCUUUGCCUCAUCUGGAUCUUGAUCAAAACCUUCCAUAUGAUUCCCAGAAGCAAAGCAACUCACAGCAAGCUUCCACCUGGUCCAAAACCUUUUCGGGUCAUCGGAAACCUCUUAGAACUCGGUGAAAAACCCCACAAGUCCUUAUCCAAGCUUGCCAAAGCUCAUGGCCCCAUAAUGAGCCUAAAACUAGGAAAAGUAACAACAAUAGUAAUCUCUUCGGCAGACAUAGCCAAAGAAGUCCUCCAGACACAUGACCGGCUCUUGGCCGACCGAACCAUCCCGGACGCAAUCCGAGUCUACAACAGCGAGGAGUACAGCUUGCCAUGGAUACCUAUUUCCGCCCGGUGGAGGAACGUUCGGAAAAUAUGCAGUGGGGAGCUAUUCGCCAACAGAAUACUCGACGCUAACGAAGAUAUCCGGCACAAGAAAGUCCAAGAGCUCCUCGCUGAAACUCAUCAGUGCGGCCUAACCGGUGAGGCAGUAGAUAUUGGGAAAGCAGUUUUCAAGACUACGCUUAAUCUUUUAUCAAACACCAUUUUUUCAGUGGAUUUAGCCGGAAAGGAUUCUGACAAGGCCGGAGCGUUGAAGGAGCUCAUCUGGAAUGUCAUGAAAGAGGCGGCGAAUCCCAACUUGGCAGAUUUUUUUCCUGUGUUGAAGAAGGUCGACCCUCAAGGCAUAAGGCGGCGCAUGGCAGGUCACGCUAGAAUGAUUAUGGACCUCUUUGACGGAAUGAUCAACCAACGGUUGCAGUUGAGGAAACUCUCUGACUCUAUCACGGACAGUGAUUUUUUAGACAUCCUUCUUAGCAUCAGUGAAGAAAAAAGUGAGGAGAUUGACAGGACUACAUCUACUCCGGGUUAG